AAACGAUUUCAUGCAACACGAAUCCUAAAUCUCAUAAAAUUAAACAAACAUUUGUAGCUGCUUCUUUCUUGAGAACAAACAAUGUCUUAUGCUAAGCUCACUCCUUUGGCUCUCUUCUUGUUUGCCACAUUUUUAAUGUUCCCGAUGAAGAAGGUAGAAGCACAAAGUUGUAUCGGUUUCUGUUCAGUGUUUGAUAGUAAACCGCUAUGUGGUAGUAGCCGUUGUCGUUGUAACAAGCCUUUAAAUAAUCCAUUUGUAGGCAUAUGUGAACGCCGACCAUCUACAGAUGCUAUCGAGAUGGAAGAGGAACAUCAAAAAUUUUGUCAGUCUCAUACAGAUUGCACAGAAAGAGGAAUUGGGACCUUUUGUGCGCGUUAUCCUAAUUCUGAUAAUGAAUAUGGCUGGUGUUUUGCUUCUAGCUCUGAGGCGGAAGAAUACUUCAAGAUUGCCUCCAAGUAUAAGUUCACAAAAGAAUUCUUGAAGAUGCCUAUCACUGCUUAAUAUUUAUAUGUCCAAAAAAACCUAUGAUAUGAGGCAUGGUAUCGUUUAUCUAAUACUUUAAAUAAAUCGUCUUUGUUUCGAACUGAUAUGUUGGAUUGCUUAGAUAUCUUUCUGAAUUCCAAUAAAUCAUGCUUGUGCAUGGGUAUGGAGAUUUAAUAUAUGUUGUUAUUUUGCAAGUA
Molecule: messenger RNA, 680 nt
Organism: Medicago truncatula (barrel medic)
Lineage: Eukaryota; Viridiplantae; Streptophyta; Magnoliopsida; Fabales; Fabaceae
Product: albumin-1 D
Exons: 2
Coding region: 82-501 (139 amino acids)
Source: RefSeq, a predicted model, not a curated record